Pistacia vera is the source of this 935-nucleotide messenger RNA. RefSeq names its product glutathione S-transferase-like. The transcript is spliced from 3 exons. NCBI's taxonomy places the organism in Eukaryota, Viridiplantae, Streptophyta, Magnoliopsida, Sapindales, Anacardiaceae. Gene Ontology annotation, cellular component: cytoplasm. Gene Ontology annotation, molecular function: glutathione binding; glutathione transferase activity. The record is from RefSeq and is a predicted model, not a curated record. The coding region runs from base 95 to 736 and encodes 213 amino acids.
UCUCCUUCCUUUAUAAACGCCUGCUUCCUCUGCUUCCAACCUCAUCCACCGUUAACCAUUAAGCUAUUUACCUUUCGGUUUAAUCACAACAACCAUGGCAGUCUUGAAAGUCCACGGUGCCGUUUUCUCCACAGCUUCAAUGCGUGUUUUUGCAUGCCUUUACGAGAAGGAUCUUGAUUUCCAGUUUGUUCCCAUAGACAUGAAAGCUGGUCAACACAAAUCGGAAACAUUCCUUUCCCUCAAUCCAUUUGGUCAAGUCCCAGCCCUAGAAGUUGGAGACCAAAAGCUAUUCGAAUCAAGGGCAAUUACCCAAUACAUCGCUGAGGAGUAUGCUGACAAGGGCACUCAGUUAACAUGCCCAGGCAAGCCUUUGGCUCCGAUUUUGGUAUGGAAGGAGGUUGAAGCACAACAAUUCGACCCUGUAGCAUCAAAAUUGAACUGGGAACUAGUAUUUAAGCCAAUGUUUGGCAUGACUACGGAUCCAGCUGUGGUUGAAGAGAAUGAAGCUAAGCUGGGCAAGGUGUUAGACAUCUACGAGGCUCGAUUGGCUCAAUCCAAGUACUUGGCCUGUGACUGCUUCACCUUAGCAGAUAUGCAUCACCUCCCUAAUUUACAUUACUUGAUGGGGACACCAGUCAAAAAGCUGUUCGAUUCACGCCCGCAUGUUAGUGCAUGGGCUGCAAAUAUCUCAUCUAGACCAGCUUGGUCUAAGGUCGUUGCCAUGCAGAAGCAAUAGAUAUUUGGGCAUUUAGCCACUGCACACCACUUGACGGUCUCUUGUCUGUCAUAAUAUAAAGGCAGUGUUUUCGGGAGUUUUUAUUAUGUUUUUAGUGUGUCUGAAUAUUGAAGCGUUUGUGUACUGCUUGAAGCUUGUAUCGUACCAAACUACCAAUUGUCUAAGAUAACUAUAGUUGUGAUACACUUUGGGAUGAUUA